Molecule: messenger RNA, 300 nt
Organism: Yamadazyma jaroonii
Lineage: Eukaryota; Fungi; Ascomycota; Pichiomycetes; Serinales; Debaryomycetaceae
Source: the annotation of a GenBank genome assembly
AUGAAAUAUUCCUCCAUUAUCGCCGUCUCCACUUUAGUUUUAUCAGCUACUGCCGCUUCAUCCAAAGAAUCUGGAUCUUCUAAAGCUGCAAACAGUAGUAUCACUUCAUCUGCUAGUGAUGCCAAAUCAAGCAGUGAUUCUCAUUCUUCAGCUACCAAAGAUUCUAAAUCAGAUUCAAGCUCAAAGUCUAGUUCAGCUUCUAAAUCCUCAUCUUCAAAAUCUGAAGGAUUAGCCGUUUCCAAUGAAGUUGGCGGUGGUUUAGCCAUGGCCGCUUUACUUGCCGGAUCUUUAUUAGUUUAG